UGUUGGGGGCGGAGUAAUGACAUCACAAGUCACAUCAAGCAAACCUCGUGAGUGGUUCGUGAGCUGCUGGAAAGGGAAUUGGAGGCUGGCAAUGGUGGAUUAGAGGGAUGGAGGUGGGAUCGGUGGUCCGAGCGAUAUUUGAUUUCUGCCCCAGUGUUUCUGAGGAACUAACACUGUUUGCUGGGGAUGUCAUUGAAGUUCUAACUGUAAUAGAUGAGUUCUGGCUUCUGGGCACCAAAGAAGGAAUCACUGGCCAGUUUCCCGUGAGCUUUGUAGAAGAACUGUCCAUCCCGAGUCUCAAGCAUGGAGAGAAGCUCUAUGUCUGCACCAGUGAAUUUACCUCCCAUGAACCAGGAGCGCUGUGCUUGCAAAGAGGCGAUCUACUGGUUCUGGAGGGAACAUUGACAUCCAGUUGGUUACAAGGACGCAGUUGUUGGGGGUCCAAAGGAUUUUUCCCAUUAUCAUGUGUACAGGAAUUCUGUCUGUCAUCCAGGAGCCGCCAGCUUUGUCAGAACUCUAAUCUUGAGCUCCCAAGUUAUGCUAUAGGCCAGGCAAGAGCCAUUUUGGGACUUUCUGCUCAGCUGGAAGAGGAGCUGGAUUUUAGAGAAGGAGAUAUUAUUACAAUCACUGGAGUGCCAGAGUCUGGAUGGUUUGAGGGUGAAUUGAAUGGGCGAAGAGGAAUCUUUCCAGAAGGCUUUGUAGAAUUGCUGAACCCUUUGAGGGUUUCUGAUGUUAGAAUUAUACAUAGUACCUAUGAUGACUUUAAACAUGACAAGCUAGCAGAAGUAGCCCAGUUCCCUGUACGUGGAAAAUGCAACAAGGAAAACCACCGGGAGACUGAAGAUCAAGAUGGCACUUUUGCAGUUGCUCUCUAUAAAUUUGAGGCUAUGGAACAGAGAGAGCUUGACUUUGAAGUAGGUGAUAGGAUUAGAAUAAUUAAGACAUUAGAAGAUGGCUGGCUUGAAGGGGAGUUGUAUGGAAAGAGGGGUAUUUUUCCUCACAGAUUUGUCAAAUUGGAGAGCCCAGAAAAAAACUCAUUUUACAAGACACCAGAAGGAACCAAAAACAGCAACACCUCACGUGAUCUUGACUUCUCUUUUACAGACAACCACAGUGGUUCUGAUCCCCAUUACUGGGAUGUUCACAUGGAAGAUACCUCAAGUGUCUCAACUGCUGAAUCUCAGGUUCAAAUAGCAGAUAAUGACAUUUCUGUAAAUGAAUAUGAAACUAUACGUAGCAAAUCUCCUAAGCCACAGCUACCUCCUCGUCCGCAGAGUAAGGUAUAUAGCAGCCCUGCAAAUCUUGUUCAAGAUGCUAACAAAGGUAAAUUAAUUACUGCACAGUUGCCUAACAGUGGACAGGGAUCUAAUGGUUCACAUGAGAAGUGGUCUUCCAAAAGGACUGUCUCUUUAAUCUCACCCGAUGAGGCAGUGCAUUCUCAAAAGAGUUCAGAUGAGGUCAAGAACAGAAAUAACAGAAAAAGUAGCCUUCAGUACCAGGAUAUAGCGCUUUGGGUAGAGGAUCAGCGCCACAAAUCUAAGAUGCAAUCUAACUCCAAAAAUAAGCAGGAAGGUCCUUCUACAUAUUCAUGGUCUUCACAUGCAGAGAGGCCACAAAGUGGAACACGUAGUGUAAACAGUGGAAGUGAAUUAAUUGACCUAGACUCUAAAUUAUCUGAGCAACUUUCUCAGUUUGAAAAAAGCCUAUCCAGCCCUACAGCAAAUGGCAACAAGCAUGUGUCAAGGCAUUUUUCAAUACUGGAUUAUAGUUCUGAAACAGACAUUAUUAGAGGCUCAUCUCAGCUCUCCAAAAUCCAAAAAUCACCAGAAAAAAGAAAAAUAUUAAGACCCCCACCCCCUCGGCCAACCCUUAGAUAUAAUUCAGUUUCAAAUCCAUCAGUUAGAGGUAGGCCACAAAAAAGUGCAGAUACACAGAGCACAUAUCCUCCUUUCCCACUCAAACCAUCCAGGCCAGCUCCACUGCCUCCACCAGGCAACCAAAGAAAUACACCAUCUCCUAAACCAUUACCACGAGUGAGCCAACAAUCUGAGAACUUAACUGCACCAGAAAACCAUGACACUUCUUUGGAAGAGCAAUGUGACAAAGCCCGUGCCUCACCAUGCCCAUUCCUGCAACUGAAGAUUGACGAUGUGGAAAGAGAGUUGGAUGUGUACAGAAAGACUCGUGAAGAGUUGGCCUUAAUGCUUGAAGAAGAGCAGGAUGAACUUGUGAGGACAGAAACACUUGAAAACUUGGAAUUUUGUGACUCAAACAUAGAAGGUCUACAAGCAGAACUUCAGCACCUUAAAGACAUGACCUUGCUUUCGUCUCAGCCAGAAGGUGCAGAACAGACUCUAUCCACUGGAUCUACCACAGAGAACUCAGAACAGAGAAUGCUGGAGAAGAGAUCCAAGGUGAUUGAGGAGCUGUUACAGACGGAGCAAGAUUACCUGAGGGACCUGGAGACAUGUGUGGAGCACAUCAUGGGACCCUUACAGGCAAAGCAGAUGGCCAGUGUGGAUUUUGAUGUUCUCUUUGGAAACAUCCAAAGUGUGAUUGACAUUUCUAAGAAAUUCCUAACAGCUCUUGGAAGUUCUGACUCUGUUGGGACAGUUUUCCUUGACCAUGCCUCCGACCUAGAGAACGUCUACAAAGAGUAUUGCCAGAAUCAUGAAGAGACUAUUGCACUGCUGGAAGCUUAUGACAAAGAUGAGAAAUUCCAGAAGAACUUGUUGGAAUGCAUGGAGACUGUCAAGAAUCUUUACCAAGAAUGGGGCCGAACAAACUACAUUAACCUGGGAUCCUUCCUCAUCAAACCAGUGCAGAGGAUUAUGCGUUACCCUCUGCUCCUCAUGGAGCUUCUUGGCGCAACCCCUGAUUCCCACCCUGACAAAGCCCCUUUGAGAGAAGCAGUGCAGUCAGUGAAGGAUAUCAAUGGCAAUAUCAAUGAGUACAAGCGCAGGAAGGACUUGGUUCUAAAAUACCGCAAAGGUGAUGAGAAUAGUUUGAUUGACAAAAUCUCCAAGCUUAAUAUUCACUCAAUCAUUAAGAAGUCCAAUCGGGUCAGCAGUCAUAUCAAACAACUCACAGGAUUUGCACCGCAGAUCAAGGAUGAAGCAUUUGAGGAGACUGAGAAAAACUUCAGAAUGCAGGAACGGCUAAUCAAAAGCUUCAUUCGGGAUCUCUCUGUGUAUCUGCAGCAUGUCAGGGAAUCUGCCUGUGUGAAAGUGCUGGCCGCUAUGAGUAUGUGGGAUCUGUAUUCAGACAAAGGAACCAGUGAUCUGGAGAAGUUCCACAAAGCCCAUCGUUAUAUCAGCGAGAAGCUUUUCACUGAUUUUAAACAAAGAACAGAAAAGUUGGUCAUUUCACCCCUGAAUCAGCUUCUUAAUAUGUUUGCCGGGCCACAUAAACUGGUACAGAAGCGCUUUGACAAACUGCUGGACUUUCACAAUUGCACUGAGCGAGCAGAGAAGCUGAAGGACAAGAAGACGCAGGAAGAGCUCCAGUCUGCCAGGAAUAACUAUGAAGCGCUAAACGCUCAGCUCCUGGAUGAGCUGCCGAAAUUCCACAACUUUGCCAAGGAACUUUUUGCCAGUUGCAUGCGGGGCUAUGCCAGUGCACACUGUGAGUUUGUGAAGCUGGCUUUGGAGGAGCUGAAACCACUAUUAACGCUGCUGGGAGUUGGAGCCACAGAAGGGAACCUGAUUGCUGUUUUCCAGGAGGAGCACAGCAAGGUCCUGCAGCAACUUCAGGUCUUUACCUUUUUCCCAGAAAACCUUCCACCUUCCAAGAAACCUUUCGAGCGAAAGACCAUUGAGCGGCAGUCAGCAAGAAAAACCAUCCCAAGCCCGGCUAAGUACAUCCCACAGCUAGAUGAACACCGGGUUGCAGUUCUGGCCAGGUACCCACCCGAGAAACUCUUCCAAGCAGAUCGGAUCUAUAAUGCUGCUCAGGAUUUGGAUGUUUCUUUACAGGAAGGGGAUCUUGUUGGGGUCAUUAAACAGCAAGAUCCAAUGGGUAGUCAGAACCGCUGGCUCAUUGACAAUGGGGUCACCAAAGGUUUUGUCUACUGCUCAUUCCUGAAGCCCUACAACCCUCGGCAGAGUCAUUCUGAUGCGUCUGUUGGGAGCCAGUCUUCUACAGAAUCGGGGUACGGAGGUUCCUCACCCAACUUUUCAAGGCAGAAUAGCAACAACACCCUGACAUUUAACCCAGGCAAUUCAACAGUGGCCUUCACCGCAGGAUCCAUUGCAAAACACAGCAUGGAUUCCACAUCCACGAGCAGUGGUCAGGAGGACUCUCCAGUCUGUCUGCCUGAUGGAAAUCUCUCCAAAAAGUCAAGUGAAACAGAGGUGCCCAGACACCCACGGACCAGUGAGAAGGUGGCAAAAACUAGUACAGACCCUGAAUCAAAUAAUCACAGGAGGCAGACAGAAAAUGAAAAUAGCGUUGGAGACAAAGAACAGACGUUUGAAAGCCGUAAAGCAAUUAGAAAGAAAACCGCUUCCCCUGCUCAUAGCGACUGUGAACAAGAUGUGUGUGAACUAGAAGGGAACCAAGUGUAUUAUGCAGUAUAUACAUUUAAAUCCCGCUCUCCAAAUGAACUUUCAGUGUCAGCCAAUCAAAGAGUUAAUAUCCUGGAGUUCAGAGACAUGAAUGGCAAUGGAGAGUGGUGGUUGGCAGAAGUGGAAGGAAGGCGGGGCUACGUGCCAUCCAACUACAUCCGUAAAACAGAAUAUACGUGAAAUGGACCUUCUUGAUGAGCCUGGGAACAGUAGAAACAUUACAGAAUUCAGUGCCUUUUCUGGAUCAAUUCCCGUUGGGUUCUUUUUUUUGCUGCUGAAAUCACUUGAACAAUAUGUACAGCUGAUGAGACUUUAAUCUAAGGGACUUCACGUCCGCUCGUGCGUAGAGCAUUUUAAGGAGAAGCGAUGCAGUUUUUGCUUAACUUGAACCUGCAGAAUAGAUCUUAUGAGCAGACAUGAGAAUUCCUACAUUUGCUAUAAGGUGCCGUGGAGUCCACUUUGGUUUGAUCUGUUUUAUUCAUUGCAGUAUAGGGAAUUCUGCUGUAUGUGUGGCUUCAGUGCAGUGCCGGCGAGGAACCACAAAGAACAAAUAUCCGCUUACAGUGACAUAAUGUGAAUGGUUUGGGGUGCUCAUUAUGAUUAUUUAAUCCAGUUACUCACUAAGCAUUCCUUCGGUUCCACUAUGAGAGAACCUUGUAGGAUAUGUGUGUCUGGUUGUUUAACACAAUGGUUUUCCUAGCCUUGUGUGCCACCAUUAUCAUCUGUUUCAUUGUGUCCUUCUCCAUUAAUGUGUGCAGCUAACCAGGUAUCCACACGUGCGUCAAAUUUGUCAGGCUGCAUUGUUUUUGCAUCAGGAGAUCGUUUUCCAUGGGGCACAACAUUUAGUUACAGGGAGCCACAAUAACAUCCACGGAAAUGCUAAAUUUAUUUUUGUAUGUAACCAGUAAAUCUGCAUCUACCCCAUUGUUCUUUCAUUCUCAUACCUGCUGUGCCUGCUGUGCAUCAUGGGAAGGCAGGGUGCAAUACGCUUUCAGGCCCACCUGAAAAUGCCCAAAAGCAGGACCUCUGUAAUCUCAAACUCCAUUUGCAGUUUAUUUAUCCAUAAAGGCCACAGACACAUUCUACAAUGAGGCAGCAUCUAGUGUCUAACCAUUGUUCUACUAUAUAUAUAUAUAUAUAAUAUUCUGUAAUGAGGUUUAAAGUUUAAGGCAUAAGAAACACACCAUUUGUAAGAUUCUACCACCAUAUUGUUAACAUUCUCUCUACCCUGCAAUAAGCCAAGCAGUAUUAUCUACAUAAACUACAUUUCAAACGUACUGAAACAGUAGGGGAACCAGACCUUUGGUGUUUAUGUUGCCUUGAAUUCAACAGAUGUUGAGCCGAUUGAGGGACUGUCUCUAAGCUGUCGGACUCUUGGCACAAAGCACUUAAUCGCAAAGCAGAACAGAUUUCUGUGUAAAUGAAUCUUGCAAGCUUCCAGGGUGAGUGGAGCCAGGCAAGAGACAUGUACAUAAAUAUAUAAAUUCCUAUGAAAUAACACAUUUUAUACUGUGUGUAUCAUACAAGCAUCAAGUGGAGCAGGGAGAUCAAAACUGUGGCCCUGUAGUCACCAAUAGAGUUGACCAAGGCUGGAGGACCGCAGACAAGGAAAAGGAAUAACUACUGAUGCAUCUGGGCAGCCUUCUCUUUGUAAAUUCCAUUGAAAUGUAUUAUAUUUUUUUAGGCAUACAUGCAUUUUUACAAUGUAGCAUUUGCACAUUUUAAAUAGGCACCUUUUUAGAAAAUGAAAGUACUUUUUGACUUAUUCUUUUCCUUUUAGAACAAAGCUGUAUGAUAUGGUUGUGUAUUUUUCUAUAUUGAGUAUUUUUUUUCAUUGCUAAAAUGGGGAGGCUGUGUUUCAGCAAAGAAAGACAAGUCCUUUAUUCUGUGCGGUGAUACACAGCAGCAAUAAACCUCUAGUUCUGUUA
Messenger RNA from Xenopus tropicalis (tropical clawed frog), 6493 nucleotides. RefSeq names its product dynamin binding protein (gene dnmbp). The coding region runs from base 108 to 4745 and encodes 1545 amino acids. NCBI's taxonomy places the organism in Eukaryota, Metazoa, Chordata, Amphibia, Anura, Pipidae. Gene Ontology annotation, biological process: intracellular signal transduction. Gene Ontology annotation, molecular function: guanyl-nucleotide exchange factor activity. The transcript has 17 exons. Gene Ontology annotation, cellular component: anchoring junction; cytoskeleton; Golgi stack. The record is from RefSeq and is a predicted model, not a curated record.